Messenger RNA from Ctenocephalides felis (cat flea), 2169 nucleotides. RefSeq lists its product as uncharacterized. Bases 1 to 2058 code for a protein of 685 amino acids. The record is from RefSeq and is a predicted model, not a curated record. The transcript has 5 exons. Lineage: Eukaryota; Metazoa; Arthropoda; Insecta; Siphonaptera; Pulicidae.
AUGGGCCCCAUAAGUCUUUGGCGAUUACCUCAAGACGGCUCCCCGAUGUACUAUCGACAUUUCCGCGAUCGCAUCUCCUGGUACGAGGCGGAUGCAGUUUGCCAGUUUCAUCACGGAAAUCUCGUCACAGUGGACAGCUCGAUGCAAUAUGAUGCUUUACGAGCUUUUUUGAAGCACGAAAAUAUAUUGAGCAACGUAUGGAUCGGCUUAGUGAGGAGUCAUAAGAAUGGAGCUUUUACAUGGGCAGGCACUUACCGAACACUUUCUGGAGACGGUUACUGGGCUGAAGCUCUGCCUAAGACAUCGGCGCCUCUUUGUGCUACUGCAGACCCCGCAAGGGACUACCGAUGGCAUGCACGCCACUGCGGCGGUGCCGAAGUCGCUUCUUUCGUAUGCGAACUCAAAGUUCCCGAUUGGACAAAAGAAUGCACUGUCUCAACUAUGACCGGUAUACAGUACGCUUACCUUCCGGAAGAAGUCGCUGUCCAACUUGAAGUAAAAUGCCCACUUGAUGAAGAUGGAUUAAGAAAAGUUCGCUGUCAAGGCAGACAGGACCGCAAGGCUAUGGAGAAGCAGCUAGCAUGUGUUCCAGAAGCCGGAGAUAUCUUAGACAAUAUGAUUCCUCAGUCAUCUGGAUCCGGUAAAGUAACUACCAAGGCUCCAGCCGUCCCCAAAACUUGGCGUUAUACUUCUAUCGCAAGUCUCGAAGACGGACCUCAAACCAGACAUCGCAGAGAAGCAGAUGUAGCUACUCCUUCAGAAGCAGAUGCCACUUGGAGCAGUACAUAUCGUAGCACAUCUGUAGAUGAGGAAAUCGAAGCCUUAGAAGAAACAGCACGACGAGACGGCGUUUUAGUAGAAGACUCCGAUGUCGACAUGAUGAUGGCAGAUGAACGCACCAUAGAAAAUUUCGUCGUGGACAGCACACCAACCUCCGAAGCUACGGAUACAGAAAUUGAUGUUAUUGAAACUGUUAACAGCAUUAGCGAAUCCGCAACUCCAAAUACUGUAUCCACAGAACCAGAGAAAGAUCAAGUUAUAACCACCUCCGAAGCACAGAUUAGUAGUCAAUCAAACGCCCCUUUGCAACCCGAUCAACGAGGCAUCAAACCCCCAAUGGUACAUGCAAGAUCAGAUUCGAAAUCUAUGGAUUGGGUCAGCACUGAAGCAGAUGAUCAUACGGCCGAAAUGAAAUUACUGGGACAUUUGCCAAAGGGUCACGUCGUAGUAGAUAAUAAACAACCACAUACCACGCCCAUAGAUGAAAGUGCAAGUGCAAGCAGUGCAGUUAACUUAGAAAUGGCUUCUGAAACUACUGAAAAUGCAGGUUCUAGCACAACGACUUCGCAAAAUAUAUUACCGAUAGAUACUGAUAUUGUUUUGUUAAAAGAAAGUUCGUACAGUAUUGUUAAAAAUGGCACGGUCAUAGAUGUUCUGGAAUUGAAUGAUACUAUUUCGGAGGAAGAAAAAACCACGAGCGAUAAUGUUGUGAUAGCACCAAUUGUAAGCGAUAAGGAAAUUGAAGACAACAUGAUUUUAAACGAUGAUGAAGAAAAACCUCUCAAUGUGCAGAAACAAGAUAAGAAAAAAAUAUCUGAGCAUAAAGUUGUCGAACUCACAUUCACCGAACCGAGCGUAUUUUCAUCAAGUUUCGUAAUUACAACCAAGAACUUCAAAGAACCAACAAAUGCACCAUCGAUGCAAACAAAAACUCAAACGCAAGAAAUUGACCCUAAAUUCGAAAUACUGAAUUCCAAUGAUUCCAAGGUAAAUACAGACAGUGAAUUGCUGUUCGAAAAUAAAUCUGCGCCGUUCAUUACAACUGAUGCAUCAAAGGAAGCGACGACUUCCGAGGCAUCUAAAAAAACUGAAGAUUUAAGUCCUACUCCUAAUGAUACCGAAAAGGAAACAGUUGAAUUUCAGGAAGCAGAUAUAGAACCAUCAGAAGAAAUGGAUUCAGAACCAGAACAGCUUCACCGACCUAAUAGAAGGCGCUUGCUAACACAACCCAAAGCAAGGGGUGGAUAUCCAUUUCACAUCAGACGAGUGUUAGGGUAACUCAAUAAAUAAUAAUCUUUUAAGUGGAUUUAUAUAAAGACAUUUGUAAUUGAUGGUAGUGUUAUUGUAUGUUUACUUCAUAUAUGCCCAAUCACUUUGGCAAUUAAAAAA